Messenger RNA from Macrobrachium nipponense, 3312 nucleotides. RefSeq lists its product as uncharacterized. NCBI's taxonomy places the organism in Eukaryota, Metazoa, Arthropoda, Malacostraca, Decapoda, Palaemonidae. The record is from RefSeq and is a predicted model, not a curated record. Bases 148 to 1749 code for a protein of 533 amino acids. The transcript is spliced from 3 exons.
UCAGCUGCGCGUGUUACCGCACGCUGACUAAAACUUGUGUUGGUGACAGAACAGAUGGGAUGAUUAACUAUUGCAGGGUUCUUUGCUGGUCAUAAAAUUAGAUUCAGACAGUGAAUUUAUUGUUUCUUUUGUCUCUGGUACAGAAGAAUGAUUUAUCCAAGGAAGCUGCUAGACCUCUGCAUCGAAAAUUUCGUUCGCCUCACAAAAUACAUACAACUAGCCGCGAUCAGUGACAAGGAGAUGUACAUAGCGGUGAAACGUAUGUGGGAUAUGUUAUGGACGCUCCCUCGGAAUAUCCCCAUCCACGCAGAGGAGCUUCUGCACGCCUACCUCAUGCCCUCCAGCGGCGAGGACUUCAGCCAAAGUUUCCUCAUCGCUUUAGCUGCCAAUCUAAGACGAAUCACUGUCUACCAAUGGAGUGGGUACAUACCAUUACGCCAGACGUCGACCUUCAAUGAUUGCUACGGUUACUGUCAAGCAUAUCAACUGCAAACGCUGGACUUGACUGGUGUCGACUUGGAAUUUGAUACCUCUGCUCUAGAGGGACUAUUGCCGAAAUGUCUCUCCCUGAAUGUUUUGAAAUUAGGAAGCAAUGGUAACAAAGUCGUUUUAGCUUUAGCUAAGCAAUACUGCCCUUUAACGGUCCUUCACAUAACAGAGCCGCAACCUUGGAAUAAACAGCUUUCGUUACCAACGUUGAUGGAAGUGUUUUUUGAUGUGACAAAAGAUGACCCAGAAAAAUUACUAAAGAAAAUUGGAAAGAGAAAAAAUCCCCAUAUGAGAGCAGCAUGGCCAAAUCUCAGUAAUUUGUCAACUGGAUAUUGUGAUCUCACUAAUGAGUUCUUUGUUCUUGCCUGGAUUGUUUUUAAGAAACUCAAAUAUGUUCAUAGUAGUGUGAACCGAACUACUGCUUGCGAGGCAAAGUAUUUGCAGCUGAGAAGUAAAGUUCCAGAUCUUGGCCCCCUUGCCAUAGGAAAAUAUUUUUCAUUUGUUGACAACAUACCAUAUAUAGUUGAAGAUUUGGUUCGGGUUGCUUGUGAUAUUGAAACUUUUACCAUUUAUAUGUCUUCUGAUCGAUGUAAAAAUCUUUAUGAACACUUUGAAAAACUCUCCGAGGCUUCGUUAUGUCCCAAGGCAGUCAGGUUAAUGAAUAUUCGAACUAUAUGCCAGGCUGAACCGAAAAGGGGAACCUUUUCCCUUUUUGGAAAACGAGCCAAGAAACUUCAACUCGACGGAGCUUUGUUGGGCGCGGUGGAUAUAAAAGACCUUAGCGAACUUCUUUUGGAUUUUCCUAAUGUAGAAGAGCUGACUCUUGAAUUCAGACAUGGACUGAGCUGCAGCAGUGAUGAACUACCUGGGCGCCUCGUCUUCCCUCAAGUAUCUUCUUUGUUCAUUAGACCAGUAACUGAGGCAGAUGCUUACAACCAGCUUUUCCAAAUGCUUCCUCACAUAAGAGAGCUUGUGUUCCUUCGUCCCAGUGUGAAAAUUAUUAAAAAACUGGCCAUCGAUUUCAAACUUUUGCCAGAACUGCGUGUUCUCAAAAUUGCUGACUGGGAUUUAGUGCACCUUCCUGGUGUCCUUGAUGUGCCCAAUGAUAUUCAGUACAGAGAACGAUUUAAACUUUAUGGUCCAAGUGAUACAUUGUCCUGUGAAGACGUCAGAAGCCUUUCGAAUUCAGCAUGGAAUUAUUUUCCAAAAUCUGCAUCUACCCUAGAAGCAGAGUCUAGGGAUCAAUUUUACUGUGAGUAACAAGCUGAACAAUGCAACACGUGCCAUAAGUGAAUCUGCUCAUGCGAGCGGUGAAGUACUGUUAUAGAAAAUGUACAAGGUAUUUUGUUCAAGUGCCAUAUAUUGUUUUAUAAUGAUUUGACAUUAAUCUUCAAUAAAACAUAAAUAAAUUUUUUUUAAUUUCUAUGAAAAGGGACUUAACUGGAAACCCAAAAGGAUCACAGAGAGCAUAAAAAAAUAAAUCAAUCAACUCCGCCUAGCAAAACCUACAGAUUGCAUUGCCGACGAACUUUUCGUCAGAAUACCUAGAUUUUUACUCAAAGUACUUAGGUCAGGGCAUUCAUCUGUUUAACAGUUUUAUAGCUAUUACUAUUGUACCUGCUCCCUUAGAAAUGACGGCAAUCUUCAAAUAAAUCCACACAUCACGAAUCUCGCUCAUCAUUACCUAUAGAAAUAUUUGCAAUAACUACUGUUUUCUAUUUGUUAAUUCCCUUCUAGAACUUUGCAAGCAUACAGAUGUUUAUGCUCUAGUUUAGCUAGUUACGUUGUGCUGAUAGCCUAGAAUCUCGCCUUCGCUUAUGAAAUAUGAUAUUACCACCCUUAAUUGGCGGUCGUCUCUGCGAUGGAAUUCUAAUCCACUCUCACAAUAAUAAGACAAAGCACCUGUAUGUCAAGACCCUGCUUUCAUUGUAACAGCUGAGGAAAUAACCACUUAUGAAAAAUUGCUUAAGAUCACGCAUAACUUUAAAUGGAUCUCUCUGUCUCUCUCUCUCCCCUCGAUGCCUUUCGUUCUGUCUCAUAUAGUAUAAUGUAUUAGUAUAUUAACAACUAUUGUCAUUUGAUAAAAGUUUAGGGCAAUUGUUACAUGUGGAUACAUCGUUGCUUUUCCUCCAUACGCCUUCACUGUAUUUUCUUCAUAAAGGCAAUUGGCAACUUCAGUUGGUAGAUAAGUGUUGCCAUUUUGGAGACCUGGGCCACAUAUUUAAUUAAGUGUAUAAUGCCUUUGAAUUACGUAUAUAAAUUAAAAAUUGGUCAAGUGUUCGUGGAUGCAAAAAUACCUUUGACGGCCAUAUAGCUUACUAUAAAGAACAUCGUAUAUGGGUUUAAGCACUCAACAGUUGUUGUCUUUCUCAUGCACUGCCGCAUUUUGUUGCUGAAUGAUUGCGAUAACAGCUUCAACAUUGUAUUCCCUGUAACUCGUGAGACUGAGUACUGCUGUGCUACUUUGCUUGUUCACAAAAUGAACCUCAAACUGUGAGCUUUUUCCUCUUUUGUUACCAGUACAGAGGAAUGAUGUAUCCGAGGAAGCUGCUAGACCUCUGCGUUGAAUAUUUCGUUCGCCUUACGAGAUGCAUACAAGAAGCCGCCAUAAAUGACAAGACGUAUCCAGUUGUCAUUAUAACACGGCUUCUAUAAUACACAUCAACAGUUAUUAUUGAUGGUGAUCACGAAGAUUUAAAGCUGGGCUGAUUUUUAAAAUAGUUGGAAUGUUAUUCAUAUCUUUCCAAGGUAAGUUUGGAUUAAUUUGCCUCGUCAAAAUGGCUAUAGGAAGGAAAAGGGUAAUUUCUUUAUCAUCAAGCUGAA